Meloidogyne enterolobii is the source of this 593-nucleotide messenger RNA. The record is from the annotation of a GenBank genome assembly. Lineage: Eukaryota; Metazoa; Nematoda; Chromadorea; Rhabditida; Meloidogynidae.
AUGAAUUCCAUUAUUGGAUAUAAUAAAUUUCGAUUUGUUGCGGCAGCGGGGCGGAAUCUGAUCAGCCGUGCUGCUUAUUCUGGACUUGGAAGAGAAGAAAUUAUGUGGAAUUGGCCUCCAGAGAAGUUCGACAAUCAUUUUAUUGAUUAUUUGAGUCGUCCAGAGAUUGAUGGGUGGGAAGUUCGUAAAGCUUUUACUGAACUUUUCAAUUUUGACGUUAUUCCUGACCCAAAAAUCGUUACUGCUGGAUUGCGUGCUUGUCGUCGUGUGAAUGAUCUCUCUCUUGCUGUUCGCUUUCUUGAGAAUGUUAAACUUAAAUGUGGAAGUGGAAAAACUCGGAAAUUGGUUUAUCCGUAUAUUAUUCAAGAGGUGCAACCAGUUCUUGAUGAAUUGGGUAUUCCUACUCCCGAGGAUUUGGGUUAUGACAAGCCAGAAUAUUUCCAUCCGGCUUCAGAGGAGUAUUGGGAGAAAAAGUGGUAAGUAUAAAUUUAUAUAGAAGCUAUUAAUUGGAUAAGACUUUUUUUGGAAAUUAUGUGAUGAGUUUUUUGACUUUACAUAACUGAGGUUGAAUUUAACUAUAUAAAUUAGGAAGG